This is a messenger RNA of Gasterosteus aculeatus aculeatus (three-spined stickleback), 2452 nucleotides long. RefSeq names its product arylsulfatase A (gene arsa). NCBI's taxonomy places the organism in Eukaryota, Metazoa, Chordata, Actinopteri, Perciformes, Gasterosteidae. The record is from RefSeq and is a predicted model, not a curated record. Gene Ontology annotation, molecular function: arylsulfatase activity.
AAGAAGAAGAAGAACCAGAAGAAUCAGAAGAACCAGAAGAAUCAGCAGCAGCGUCAGAAAGUCACCAGAGUUUCACGUCAACAUCUUUAAAGUGUUCAGAUAGCUGUUGUUGUGAAGGUGUGGACUCUGCUAUGAAUCAGGCUCAGGACCGCGGCGUCCCUCCCUCUGAAGCCCCUUUGUGUGGGGAAAAUGACGGCCAGACCAAAGCUCAGAGGAUCCAUCAGAGACCAGAACCUGAUCCUCAACCUGGACCUGAACCCAGUGUUUCCAUGAAGAGAAGCCAGUCUAUGGAGAAUUUAAGAAACUUCAGCGAUGGCCGUAACUUUAGUGUUUCUUGCAGUUCACAUCAGCAGAGAGAACACUGGAAAAAGUCCAGCUGCACUACUGUGAGUAUUAUAAACGUUUUCAUUACCUUCCUUGCGGAAUACGAGAGGAGUCCAACUUGUUCCACAUAAAUAAGGUAAUGCACAAUUACCGUCAUUGUGAAUAACAUUAGUUUGCCUGAAUUGGGAGGACUGGUCCGGACUACGUUUCCUGGCCUUGCGUGACGUCAACUAGACGCGACGGUUUCUGCUAGUGAACACGUGACAUUUUUCUUCUCGGGUUUGUGAUUCCUCUCAACCGGCCCAGCCCCCUUUUAGCUUCACUUAGAUGCAGGACGACGCAGAAUGGAAAACACCCGCUUCUACUUUUUGACAGCUUUCCUUUUUUACACCUGCUUGGCUUCAACGCCGAAUUUUAUCCUCCUCUUCGCUGAUGAUUUGGGUUUCGGGGACUUGGGCUGCUACGGACACCCCAGUUCACUCACUCCCAACCUGGACCGCCUGGCAGCGGGAGGACUCCGCUUUACAGAGUUCUACUGCACCAGCCCCGUCUGCAGCCCGUCCAGGGCAUCCUUGUUGACGGGCCGCUAUCAGACCCGCUCGGGGAUCUACCCGGGAGUGUUGUACCCGGGCUCCAGGGGGGGCCUUCCUCUAAAUGAGACCACCAUUGCAGAAGUGUUGAAACCUUUGGGCUACGCUACUGCUGCGAUGGGGAAGUGGCACUUGGGAGUCGGGGCCAACGGGAAGUUUCUUCCGACCAAACAGGGGUUUGAUCAGUACCUGGGGAUCCCCUACUCCCAUGACAUGGGCCCCUGUCAGAACCUCACUUGUUUCCCUCCAGAUGUCAAGUGUUUUGGAUUGUGUGAUGUGGGAACUGUAACAGUCCCACUUAUGCACAAUGAGGUCAUCAAGCAGCAGCCAGUCGACUUCAUCAAUCUGGAAAGAGCUUACAGCGACUUUGCAACCAGUUUCAUCGCUGCGUCCGCCAAGAAAAAACAACCUUUCUUCCUCUACUAUCCUUCCCAUCACACCCACUACCCCCAGUACGCAGGUCCAGAGGCGGCUGGGCGUUCUUUGAGGGGCCCGUUUGGAGACGCUCUCUUGGAAUUUGACAACACAAUAGGAAACCUCAUGACAACCCUGGAGAAGACAGGAGUGAUCAACAACACACUGGUCUUCUUCACUUCAGACAAUGGGCCUGAACUGAUGCGCAUGUCCCGCGGAGGAAACUCCGGGCCUCUAAAAUGUGGAAAGGGCACCACGUAUGAGGGGGGCAUGAGAGAGCCAGCCGUCGCCUACUGGCCAGGGACCAUCAUGCCAGGUGUGACUCAUCAGAUGGCCAGCACUCUAGAUGUCCUCCCAACCAUUGCAAGUCUGGCAGUAGCCAAACUUCCCCAAGUGAUGCUGGAUGGCGUCGACAUGACAGAAAUUCUUGUCAACCAAGGAAAGAGUAAAAGGGAGGUGAUGAUGUUCUACCCGACGGAUCCCAGCAAAGAGUUUGGCCUGUUUGCUCUCAGGCUGGGGAAGUACAAGGCCCACUUCUAUACACGAGGUGCCACCCACAGUGAUACUACUCCAGACCAAGACUGCUCCGUAUUCACAGCCCUCAAGGCCCACAACCCCCCUCUUAUAUUUGACCUGGAGGCUGACCCCUCAGAGCGCUACCCUCUCCCCCUGAUGGGAAAUCCUGACCUGCAAGCCGUGCUGGAGAGGAUCAUGGAAGUGAAGGGGCAGUUUGAAGCCUCCAUGGAGUUUGGAGAAAGCCAGAUAUCCAAAGGAUCGGACCCAAACCUGGAACCUUGCUGCAAUCCUCAGUGUAGCCCCAAGCCCAGCUGCUGCAAGUGUUGAUGGGACAACACGCAGCGGCUGAAGGUGUGGGACGCGCUACAGGUGCUGCACUGAUUAUUGCUUGAAGACUGUUCUGUGACGGCUGAUUUUUAACUUUGCAAACAGUUUCCUUAGUGAAGAGAGGAUUUCUUUAAUAUUUAUAUGGACCAGAUUGGGAAAUGUUAAGUAUAAUAUUAUUCCCAUACUAUUUUUUAUUAUUUACACCUUUUCACCUCCACAUUCUCUGUACAUAAACUAAUAAAGAGCGGAUCCAAACAAUAAAGACAACAAAAAAGGUCGGA